Molecule: messenger RNA, 1965 nt
Organism: Salpingoeca rosetta
Lineage: Eukaryota; Choanoflagellata; Craspedida; Salpingoecidae
Exons: 19
Coding region: 1-1965 (654 amino acids)
Biological process (GO): proteolysis
Molecular function (GO): serine-type endopeptidase activity
Source: RefSeq, a predicted model, not a curated record
AUGACAACCACCCCACCGCAACAACCUCGGGUUGAUGCGCGCAUUGCUGCGCUGUGUGGACCAGGCAAGGACGUGGUGCGGCCGUCCGCCGUGUUUGUCUUGAACAAGGAGGAUGGCGACGAUGAUGCAGCUAUCAUCGUGUGCGAGCGCAAAGCCAGCACACUGCAGUUCUACAGGUCGCAAGGAGCCGGCAACACCGUUGCCACCCUGGAUGACUCGCUCACCUUGACCGACGUGGACGGCUUCUUUCCAAUCUCCGAUACGGCAUUUGCGUACCAGAAAGGCCAGGAUGUGAAGUUGUACGACUUUGCGACCAAGGAGACAUCGGACGUGUGUACAUUGCCUGCAAGAGCCUCGGAGGUCUGCAUCACUUACUCCGUGGACGCCGGUGCCACCGUCGCCUGCUUCCAGCCCGACGAACGUUGCAAGGACGCCCCGCUUGUGCUGCCGUGUGAGCCUGCCGCCAAGACCCUCCUCGCCCAUCGGCCGCUCGCGGGAUGGGCCACCGUCUGCGUCGUCCCAGAGACGGCAGAACGCCUCACCAUCGCAAGCGACGGUCGCCUGUGUGCGUAUGCGGUCAUGACGAAUGUGAUUCCCGAGGAAGCAGAGAGGGGCGAAGUCGUCAUAUGCCGCCUUGCUCCCGCCGCCACCCCGCACCAGGCACGUCGCGUCACGGCUGAUGCUGGACGCGUUGGGGAGGUUGUAUUCACGCACGAUUCUACGGCCAUCCUCUACACGGCGAACUACAGCGAGAAGCGGCCCAUCACAACACACUGCCCGCUGUUCGCGUGCCCGAUCAAGAGCGCCCUCAUGGCGACAACAGACGAUGACCGCAUUCUCCUCUCCCCACAGCAGACACACGUGCAGCAGCUGGUGCAGGGCGUUGCGUCCUCUUCAAUCCUCAUCACUCUCAUCGAAGGCGUCGCCGAGCGCUCCCUCUACCUUGCCGACUGGCGGCAUCCAGAGCAGGCGGCUGAGCUGCUUGCACCGGCCACGACACCAUGUGUUGCUGUCACAGCAGGUGAUGACACCCGUCGCCUCUGCUUCAUCUCAGAGAGCCAUCGCAGGUAUCCGCAUGUGGUGUGCGUGGAUGCGGCCAAGGGAAGCGUGGCGCGCGAGGUUGAUUUGCCGCACGAUGCGGAGUUUGAUGACAUUCGUGUGGACAUCGUCUCGUACACAUCCCAUGAUGACACCGCCAUGGAGAUGCUGCACUGCUACACUGCAGAGACAAAGGCUGAUGCGUCGCUGCUGGUGCAUGCACACGGCGGCCCAGCUGUUGCUUUCACCGCCCACCGCACCGCUGCUGCCAGCAACGUUCGCUACCCAUACAGGCAGCUGCUCAAGUCUGGCUACCGCGUGAUUAUGCCUCUCUUCCGCGGCACUCUUGGCUAUGGCGACAAGUUUGCACAGGCAAACAUUGGCUGCCAGGGACGCCACGACUCUGAUCUUGGCGACAUCCUUGCAGCCAUCCAGGCAAUGCGCAAGUCUGGAUUUGCGUUUGAGGAUCGCAUUGGCAUUUUCGGCGGCUCCUACGGCGGGUACAUGACGCUGCGCUCCCUCGCCAUCACAGACACCUUCAAGGCUGGCGUUGCCAUGUACGGGUUUGUGCAUGGGCGGUUCAUGUCGCUUGAGGGGGGCGACUUCACGUGGGAGGUCACGUGGGAGGACGAGUAUGUUGGCAAGCAGGCGUGGCCAAUCACAGACGCAACCAUCGACAGCGACGUGUUCCACCAACUCGGAAACAUCACCGCGCCAACGCUGCUGUUGCAUGGAGAUGAGGAUGACAUCUGCCUCAAGUCGUCGUCUCUCGUCGCUUACCGCGCCCUCCACACGCGUGGCAUUCCAACAGGCUGCAUCAUCUAUCCUGGAGAGGGUCACGGGUUUGAGAACCCCGUGUACCAGCGAGACCGCGACCUCCGCCUGCUCAAGUGGUUCCUUGCGCACGUGCCACCGACGCCUGCAUAA